UGAGGAAUGGGACAGUAUGACAAUGAAGGAAUUCAUGGACAAGCAUUGCUGGACAGAAUUUGCAAAGGAAGUAUUGACUGCAGCUACAAAAUCAAUUAAUUGCAAUGAGCUACAUGAGGUAUCUCUUCUUUAUAACCUUUUGGGGUUGAAAUCUGGAGGAGGCAUAAUAAGAAUAACAUCCAUAGAAAAUGGAGCUCAGGUAAAAAUAAUGACAGGUUGUAUUCCUAUAGCCCAUGUUAAAGACAUGUGUAUGUACUAUAAGAGGCCAUUGCUUGAACACCAGUUGUCCUCAUUCAUCAUUUAUGAACAUUAAUUGUUGUCUUUGAACAUUCAUCAUUCAACAUUUAUAAUCUCUGAACAGUAAUUGUUUCUGAACAUUAAUCAUAUAUGAACAUUAAUUUUUUUCUGAACAUUCAUCAUAUAUGAACAUUUAUUUUUUCUGAACAUUCAUCAUAUAUGAACAUUAAUUGUUUCUGAACAUUAAUCAAAUAUG
Molecule: messenger RNA, 493 nt
Organism: Owenia fusiformis
Lineage: Eukaryota; Metazoa; Annelida; Polychaeta; Sabellida; Oweniidae
Source: the annotation of a GenBank genome assembly